Messenger RNA from Mycena citricolor, 3215 nucleotides. The record is from the annotation of a GenBank genome assembly. Lineage: Eukaryota; Fungi; Basidiomycota; Agaricomycetes; Agaricales; Mycenaceae.
ACAUAUGAUUGACAGUCACUGACAGCGGAGUCAAAACGCCGGCAUGAUGCGAGAUCUAAGAUUGAUUGCUCUUGUGAAGACAGCACAUUCAUGCGAAUCUCGCCUGUAGUCAUCUAUCUUGGGACGUCCAAACGCCGAUGAGAAGGAGAGCUCUACUGUCGAGAUCCACAAUCUCUUUCCGGCCUAUCUCCCACUCAUUAAGAGACUGUCCAAUAUGGCGCACUGUGACCGACCGUCGUUUCUCCCCACUCGUCACUUCUAGUCAUGUCGUCCAGGCUCCAGGUAGCAGCUGUCGUCACGUUCUACAUGUUCUCGGCCCUCACAGUGAGCUGCCCGAUUCGUACCGCCGCGUGUUUACUCACAAUUCCCGCGUAGAUGGUCUUCGUCAAUAAGGCCGUCUUGGUCAAUGCUCCCGAAACUCCACUGACGUUCUUGCUGCUCCAACUCGCUAUCGCUGUCAUUCUUCUCCAUGCGACCGCAGCUUUCUCCAAGACGAUAGAAAUCCCUAAAUUUGAGAUCCCUACCGCCAAGAAACUAUUUCCAGUAGUCUUUGUGAACAUCGUCGGGCUUGUCUUCAAUACACUCUGUCUACGGGGCGUGGAGGCAUCCUUCUUCCAGAUCGCCAGGGGCUUGGUUCUUCCUCUUACGAUCACUGUGUCUGGCAUUCAUACCAAGGCUGUCCCAAGCACGAGAGUGAUAGUCGCGGCGCUCAUUGUCACCUGCGGCUUCCUUUUGGGUGUGUCCCCGUCGUCAAAGAUCCCCAUCGCCUCGACGCCAUCGUUUCUGUCACUCAGCUAUGGUGUUCUGUCGUCUUUUUUCAUCGCCGUCCACGCGGUUCUGAUAAAAAGCUCGCUCCCGCACUGCGGGAACUCUACAAUCCAACUUGCCUGGUGGACGAACGUGGGGUCCGCCGUCCUUCUUUUGCCUGUCAUACUGCUCGUUGGAGAGCCAGCUGCCCUUCGCUCCAUGAUCGAUAAUCCGCAAUGGGACGCACGGCUGUUUCUUUGGGGCUCUGCUAUCACUGGUAUCUUUGGAUUCCUGUUAUGCAUUGCAGGUCUGCUAAGCAUCCGGGUUACGAGUCCUAUCACCCAUAUGUUCAGCAGCGCGGCUCGCUCUGUUAUACAGACUCUCAUCGGGGUCGUGUACUUUGGAGACUUGCUCACGACUAAUCGCGGUGCUUCGAUCGCUGUCAUCCUGGGGGGCACCAUAUACUUCACGUGGGUCAAAGCGAUCGAGACUGCCCACCGUCCCUCUGAUAUCGAAUCAAAUUCGGAGGAAGGAGAACUUUUGCCAGAGAUAAAAGAGCCCCAUGUAGGAAAUAAGACCGCACAGAAACAGAACGUCGAAUAAUUGUGUAGAGCUGUAUUUGUAAGCAAGUUGUGAUUAGAUGGUGGCUGUGCCGUAGUUUCCAGCAUCUCAGAUCCACUGGUUGGCUCCGCCCUUUGUGACGGGUUUAGGGAGCCAAAAUCAGGAUACUCCGAUGCCAGUCUCUGAUAACGGACAUGGGCGGUCAAUCAGCCCCCUGUUUUCCAGGUCUCCAGCGCCCGAGAGCCCACUAUCGACGACAUGGAAGCCCCCAUUCUCCAGCGCCUUGACUCUACGGCCUCUGAUGCGACGUUGGUCUCGUCGCCCAUCCGCCACGAGGCUGUCGAACGUCCUCUCGGAGAGACUGAGGUCUCGUACUUCCUCCCCUCGCGGGCAUCGGGGGUGAACGACAUGUACCUGCACCUCGGUCUGCGCGCAAACCCGGAGAUUUUCGACCGCAGCCGCGUGUCUGCUGCGUGGGCCAUGCUCAGGCUUAAACACCCCCUUGUCGCCUCCACGGUCAAGAUGAAUGAUUAUCAUGACAUCAAAUUCGUGUACAAUCCUCCUGCCAGUGUGACCGACGCAAUCGAAUCUGCCAACGAAUGCCUGGAAUACAGGACCCAGGGCAAGGACGACCUCAUCGACUCGUACCUGAAUGGGCCGCGAACUCUGUCGAGCGAAAGAUUAUCUUAUCUGAUUAUAUCUGAGCCGGAGCAGGACGAGUCAGAGGAUGGCACCCGCAACUUCGACCUGCUCGUCUGCGCGGCGCACUACAUCGGGGACGGGAUGGCUCUUCACCAGUUCUCGAACGAGCUCUUCACUCUCCUCGGCGAAGGGCGCAGCGCAGAGGAUCUCCAGUUCCUGCUCACAGAGGAGUGGCACACCAAGUGGGGAGCGAGUGCCAAGGCAGCUGACACAUCGUCGACCCUCCCGAUUUCUCUGGAGGACAGGCUGCCUCCUCGACCGGAGGGCAAGUUCUUCCGUGCCGCAUCACAAGUCGAUUUCCAGACCAGCGAGUCCCGGCUGAUGGGUGGACAUGCCUUCCCUCGGCGCUCUGGUGGCGAGCGGAAGACGGUCGUGCCGACUGUCUCCUUCGACGCUGACAAGACCAAGGCCAUGUUGAAAAAGUGCAAGGCACAGGGUGUCUCGAUCAGCGCAGCACUCUUUAGUCUCAUGAACGUCGCCUGGGCCAAGACCCGCGGAGACAAAUGGGAGCUGCCCAUGAUGAUGUACUCGGCUCUCAACUUGCGUCCGGUUCUCACCGCGAGCAAGGUGCAAAACGAGACAUACUGGUAUCUCGCUAUCGGAUACUUCAACGUCGUGCUCCCGACAUUCAUGCCCAUUGAGAAUGCCGAGGUCACCGAGAAGCUCUUCUGGCACCGAGCCCGUGCGGCCAAGACGCAGAGCACCAAGGCAGCCAAGAACCCGCUGCUUGCGUCGCGGAGCUACGAGAUGGCCAACGAGCGCGGGAAACGGGCACGUCGCUUUGCCAAGGAGGACGACGAGAAGGAAGCCGGCACCUGGCAGGCCCCGCCCCCGAAGCCGACAUCGGCGGAACCUGCGGCGCCCAAACAGGCGCCGUCGACCGCUCUGAUCGGCUUGUCUCUUCUGGGCAACCUGGACGGCGUCUACAAGCAUGCUACUUACCCUAGCAUCAAGCUGCACACGCUGACCACUGGAUCCCGGCAGCGUGCCGGAGGGAUGCUCUUGUUUGGAUACACGUUUGCUGGCAAGAUGUGGAUCAGUCUGGGAUACGACAAGGCGGGCUUCGAUGAGACUGUCGAUACAUUCUGGGGACACGUUCUGUCCUCUGUAGACACACUGUUUGCUUAAAUGGACGCUAGACGCGACAGUGUAUUUAUGUACUACAAAUCUGGCAGUUCUCGCUGUAUUAAUCGAGCCCAUGUAGA